GGAGAAACGUGACACACCAGCCCGCUCGCAGGGGUUUCGGACCGAAGGAAAGGAGCUGCUCCGCGUCGUCGUCAGCCUCCCCUGCACUCGGCGGGCACUUCUCCCGGGCUCACCCGAACUCUCCCGUGACCCCCGCGUCCCCUUAGGCCGCCCACCCGCCCGGAGCUCCGGACAACUUCAGGGGUGGGGUGCGUAGAAAGUUUGCGGCUCCUGCCGCCCGUCUCCACGCCUCUCGGCCUAGGAGGCUUUCCGCCCGCGCCCGCCCCGCUCGGCCUUGCCUGGGACCGUGUCCUUGCCCCGCCACCGCCACCAUGAACAAGCUUUACAUCGGCAACCUCAACGAGAGCGUGACCCCCGCAGACUUGGAGAAAGUAUUCGCGGAGCACAAGAUCUCCUACAGCGGCCAGUUCUUGGUCAAAUCCGGCUACGCCUUCGUGGAUUGCCCCGACGAACACUGGGCGAUGAAGGCCAUCGAAACUUUCUCGGGGAAAGUAGAACUGCAAGGAAAACGUCUAGAGAUUGAACACUCGGUCCCCAAAAAACAAAGGAGUCGGAAAAUACAGAUCCGAAAUAUUCCACCUCAGCUCCGAUGGGAAGUGCUAGAUAGCCUGCUGGCUCAGUACGGUACAGUGGAGAACUGUGAGCAAGUGAACACUGAAAGUGAGACAGCGGUGGUCAACGUCACCUACUCUAACCGGGAGCAGACCAGGCAAGCUAUCAUGAAGCUAAAUGGCCAUCAACUGGAGAACCAUGCCCUGAAGGUCUCCUACAUACCUGAUGAGCAGAUAACACAAGGUCCUGAGAAUGGGCGUCGUGGAGGCUUUGGGUCUCGGGGCCAGCCCCGGCAAGGGUCGCCCGUGGCAGCAGGGGCUCCAGCCAAGCAGCAGCCAGUGGACAUCCCCCUCCGGCUCCUGGUGCCUACGCAGUAUGUAGGUGCUAUCAUUGGCAAGGAGGGUGCCACCAUCCGAAACAUCACAAAACAGACUCAGUCCAAAAUAGAUGUGCAUAGGAAGGAGAAUGCAGGCGCUGCAGAGAAGGCCAUCAGUGUGCAUUCAACCCCUGAAGGCUGCUCCUCCGCGUGCAAGAUGAUCUUGGAGAUUAUGCACAAGGAGGCAAAGGACACCAAAACGGCAGAUGAAGUUCCCCUGAAGAUCCUGGCUCAUAACAACUUCGUCGGGCGACUCAUUGGCAAGGAAGGGCGGAACCUGAAGAAGGUGGAGCAGGACACAGAGACGAAGAUCACCAUCUCAUCGCUCCAGGACCUCACACUCUAUAACCCUGAGAGGACCAUCACUGUGAAGGGCGCCAUUGAGAACUGUUGCAGGGCCGAGCAGGAGAUCAUGAAGAAAGUUCGAGAGGCUUACGAGAACGACGUGGCCGCCAUGAGCUUGCAGUCCCACCUCAUCCCUGGGCUCAACCUGGCUGCUGUAGGUCUCUUCCCAGCUUCAUCCAGCGCUGUCCCUCCUCCUCCCAGCAGCGUCACCGGGGCUGCUCCCUAUAGCUCCUUCAUGCAGGCUCCGGAGCAGGAGAUGGUACAAGUGUUCAUCCCCGCCCAGGCUGUGGGCGCCAUCAUUGGCAAGAAGGGCCAGCACAUCAAACAGCUCUCCCGGUUCGCCAGCGCCUCCAUCAAGAUUGCUCCACCAGAAACACCUGACUCCAAAGUUCGAAUGGUCGUCAUCACUGGACCCCCAGAGGCUCAGUUCAAGGCUCAGGGAAGAAUCUAUGGCAAACUAAAAGAAGAGAAUUUCUUUGGUCCCAAGGAGGAGGUAAAGCUGGAGACCCACAUACGGGUCCCGGCUUCUGCAGCCGGCCGGGUCAUCGGCAAGGGCGGCAAAACGGUGAAUGAGCUGCAGAACUUGACCGCAGCCGAGGUGGUGGUGCCAAGAGACCAGACCCCGGAUGAGAACGACCAAGUCAUUGUUAAGAUCAUCGGGCAUUUCUAUGCCAGCCAGAUGGCUCAGCGGAAGAUCCGAGACAUCCUGGCUCAAGUUAAGCAACAGCACCAGAAGGGACAGAGCAACCUGGCCCAGGCUCGGAGGAAGUGACCCCGCCCCUUCCUGUCCCAUUGGCUCCAAGAUCAGCAGGAGGAACACAGAACCGGAGGGCGGGUGGAGGUGGAGGGCCGGUGUGCUCUUCCCAGCAGGCCUGAGAAUGAGUGGGAAUCAGGGCAUUUGGGCCUGGCUGGAGAUCAGGUUUGCACACUGUCUUGAGAAAAAUGUUCCAGUGAGGAAUCCUGAUCUCUCGCCCCCAAUUGAGCCAGCUGGCCACAGCCCACCCCUUGGAAUAUCACCAUUGCAAUCAUAGCUUGGGUUGCUUUUAAACGUGGAUUGUCUUGAAGUUCUCCAGCCUCCAUGGAAGGAUGGGUCAGAUCCCAGUGGGGAAGAGAAAUAAAAUUUCCUUCAGGUUUUAUAAAACCUCAAAGGAUGGUUUGUUUCUUAACCCCUCCAAAUCUUUCUAACCUUCUUGGUUAAUUCACGAAAAUUCCUCCCAUUCUUAACGUCCUGACCAGUAACUUACCUCUUCCUGGAUCCAUUCACACUGUUUCAGUAUUGUCUGGGGUGGGGGAGGGGCGGGAGGAGGGCUAGAACACAGCUUUGUUUACAAUAUUAACUCUGGAGAGCCCUAUCCUGGAUAGUUUUAAUUCUGAUUCUUCCUUAACCAACCACUGGGAACAGCAAGAUAUAAAGGAGAGAGUUAAUAAUUACAGUAUGUACCGAUCCACGUUUAAAAGGAGUCCUUGGGCUAAGGAUAGAGCUCGCCGGGCACAGUGCUUGCCCAGCACGGACGAGGCCCUGGCUUCUAUCCUUGGCAUCACAAAAAGAAAAAAAGCAUGCCUUAUGGCUGAGCUCUUGCAGAUCUUAAAAAAUUGGCACAGCAGAAAUUCCUCCCGGCUGGCCAGCUGGGGCUUCCCCACCUCACUUACGCCCCUGUAACCCUGGGAGUCCUGCACGGUGCCCUGGUACAGGGGAGUGGUGCUGCAUGCUUCAGGGUAGGGCUGACCACGGUCCCUGAUUCCCACCAUUCUCUCUCAGGCGGAUUUUAUAUUUUUUUAAAGUCUAUUUUAAUGAUGGGAUAUAUGAGCUCUGGGAAGGGGGUAUGAGCUCCCUUUGGUAAAGUCUUGGUUCUGGGAGGAGUUGAGUGGCCCAAAGGUGCUCUCGCUCCACCCGUGUGCUUUUACAAGGGCUGAGGCAGGUGUUGCGGUGUGUCCCCACCACGGCACUGUUCCCUUGUGGUGGUCGGACUACAACCCAACCCUGAGCUCCUGAUAAAGCUUAACAUUUAGUCCGUCAUCUGACAAACUUAGUAAAUUGGAGAAUGUUGCUUCUGUUUUUAUCUAGAGGAGUAUUUAACUGACUGCUUAUGCCUCCGUGAAUGUCAUUGUUACUAUGAAAGGUGUGCCUGAAAACAAAGCAGAGUACCAGCCGCAUUAUGCACAAAGGGGUGAGCACACUUCAUUUAUUAAUUUACCAGGCUCACUGAGAUCCUGUUGGAAGUUAACCCUUGUGGAGGGCAGCGGCCAUCAGUUAAGUGAGGCUCGGCCUCCCUCCUGAUCCUGUACUGACUGUAAUGCAUAUUAGCCAGGUGAUGCACUUUAGCUACCCUGGACAAUGCUGUCAAGUGUGCUGGGAAGAAAGGAAGGCCUCUCUGCCUUGUGCUCGGGGUCCCGCUUCCUGACAUUGCAAGGACAACAGUGACAAAGCUACCGUGACAUGUGAGCGGAGUCAGGCAGUGCUGUGCGAAGUAAACUACCUCAAGGUGUGAAGUUACCUCAGCAAUGGUUUUCCUUUUGUUCCCUAAAUCCUGGUUUUUCUUUUUCUUUUUUUUUUUUCUUUUUUUAUUUUUUUUUUUUGCGGCUUGCUGAUAUUUUAUAUAAAAAAAAGAAAAGCGAAGCAAAAGAGAAGCUGAUAGUCUUGAAUAUUUUAUUUUUUUAAUGAAAAGAAAAAAUGAGAAAGUUAUGUUUCAUAAUUUCUUAAAACAUGAGCCAGUAACUCUUUCGGAGCUCUGUGGAGAAAAGGCCCUGUGGGGGGGAAGGUGGGGGUUGGGGGCUGGAUCCAGGGAAGGGAGGCCAUGGUGAAGUGAAAAACUCCAAGGGGCCCAGGUCCUCCCUGGGUUCUAGUCUCUGACCUUGAAGGAGGAUUUAAGAUCUAGCAGAGCUUUAACCCUUGGGGGCCAAACUGUGGGCACCCCUCCUCUCCUCUGGUGAGACAGUACCUUAGCCGGGUGUUCCCACCAGCGGUGCUGUUAUUUUAUGAUAUUGCCUCCGUUUUAUCGAGGAAAGAAAUAAUAACUAAAAAAUAUACUGUUUUAAAAGAAACCUGUAUUUCUUUAAAAAUAUGGGAGCCAAGACUCCAUUUAUGGGAGAAAGACAAGGCCACUCUGUUACCAUCGGGCCACCUGGUUUGUCAUUACAGUGCUUUUCCUGAUGAUUUUUUGGUUAUUGUUUCAUUCCCACCCCACCUUGUUCUUGUCUGUGUCAUUCUGCAUAGACCACAAAGCCAGUGGAUCCUCCAUAACUGCCCUCCCCGUCUCCUUAGGUUGAUCUGCUUCAUUCUAAAAGUGGACCUGUUAGGGCAUUCUUGGUUUUAGAGUGGUGGGUAGCCAAGAGGAAGAAGAGGAAAUGCUGAGUGUGGUUGGGACAGGGUCUUACCACUUGGUCCCCAUCACAGCCACAGCCCCUCAUAGGCUCCAGACCAUUUAGUCCAAAGAGAGAAACAGAGUCAUCAGCAUGUAACAGGCCAGUAGAAUCAAGCUUCCCACCUGGCUCUAUGUGCUUUGUUCCCAUACAGAGCAGACAAUGUUCAGACAUCGGCCAUUUAGUGAUUUCAAGUGGAUUUCUUACAGCAAGCAUGCUUUGAUACCUGGUUCAAGUGACCAUGGGGGGAUCCCACAGUGCCUGGAAUGAGAUUGCUGGAGCAUCUGUUCCUUGGGGACCUGCCCCCUUCACACCUUAAGUCCAAGUCCUUCCCGUUAGCUGAUUGAGCUCCAGAAGAGAUCAGAACAUGUGACAAGGGACCUGAAAACUUACGUGGCCUAGGCAAGGUUCCACUCAUGGCUGGACUUGCCCAGCAGCAAGAUUGUGAAAGUAAGAAUAUGGACUAGGGGCAGAGGUCAGCAGGAAGGGAAAGCCUGGCUUAUUUGGGUUGUCUGGUGACUCAAAGGCCAGAUCUUAGGGCAGCUCCUUAUCCUGCUUGUCACCUCUUUUUUUUUUUUUUUUUCCAACCCUGUCCUAGGUAAGACGGCAAAUUAUUACAAAAAGCACUUGGGAUAUUUGGACAGUUGAGAAAAGCAACCUUUAAAAGAAACUGCUUCUGUGCUCAAAGGUAUAUGUAUAGAGGUGUGUGUGUGUGUGCACUACACACAUAUUUUUAUGAAUGAAAGGAUCAUCUCUUGGGUCUAUUUUUUAAAUUCUUGGAAACACAUAAAAAGCCAAAUGGUUUGACUCACUGACUGACUUUGAAGCUGCAUCUGCCACUUACACCAUCACAGUGGCUUUAACCCCCUCUGGGGUCUGGUUGCCUUUUGCAGUUUGUGGACUUAGUUGCUGGAUGGGGGUCUAGGUACGAGGGAAGUCGUGUGGCCUUUGACUCUUUCUGGCCCUUUCUGUCUUUCAUUUCCCUGAGCUCUCCACUUUUGGGGAAAACUCCUGCCUCGCUAUUGGCUGGAGACACUAUGUCAAAACCCCGAGGAUGCUGGAACAGGAUGUUCCGGUUGGUUCUGUGUGUCCGUUUUCCUUUGUGCCAAAGACAGACAGACAGACAGACAGACAGAGGCUGAGAGGCUGUUUCUAAGACAAAGCAGUGGCCGGCCAUCUUUCUACAUCUCCUAGGCCUGUCUGUGAGGGGGAGGGUCCUGGAGACUACACUAAAGACAAGUACCACUCUUGUUAAGUUCCUUGGGGAUUUGGGUGUGGUGCUUGCCCAGGGCUAGGGAACAGGGAAAAGGGGGGUCCUUUGGCUCCCUGUUGCACUUUGGGGAAGGAGGGAAUCUUGGGCUCCCUGUGGGACUGCUCUCCUCCCCUGUCCCCACUGCAGAGAUGGCACCGUGGAGUUCCCUUCAGGCCUGGCAGACUGGCAGUGAGGAGGGGCCUCAGUUAGCUCUCAAGGGUGCCUUCCCCUCCUCCCUUCCCAGACACCCUCUGCCAAACUGGGAACCAGCAGUGCUACUAACUACCUCAGCCCCAGAGGGCGCCAAGCCUAACUGAGCCCCAGGAGGAGCUGUCGAUUUAGGCAACUCUUCUCCCCUCUCUCGGGACGAGGUCGCCUUUCCUUUUCCUAAGUGUUCCUGGGGGAGAUCCUAGUGGCUUUGCCAUUCAGACCACACAACUGUUUUUGCCUGUUUGUUGAAAACCAAUAGAAGGAGACCAGCUUGGCAGGACAUUGCAGGAAGAUUGAAGAGAUCCCCUCAUCAAUGCCAGGGGAUGUAAAAGCCAUUUUCCUUCCAGAUACUCAAUGGUUUAGGUGCAGAAUGUUCCUCUUGUAUUCAGACAUAGAGUAAUGCCAGCUGAAACGCCAUGUUUCUUUCCUUUGGAUACAUCUCAGUGAGGGUUCAAGAUCCGGGUCAGGCCACAUGCUUCAGGGGUCUAGAGGCUAGGCCAAAGCCUCAGCCCUGCACGGCCUGAUAUGGUAUCAUUAUGGAUGCCCUCAAAUGGUUGACUAUGGACUGACAAAAGAAGAGAAUUUGUUUUUCUUAAAUAGCAGGAUGCUCCUGGAGUGUGUGUUUUUCAUAAUCACAGAUGAUGAAUACUACGAGUAUAAAUGGAUGAACUACCUCAGUCCUCACAGUAAGAUUGGAGAUGAGGGCAAGGACUCAUGCCUUGGGCAUGAAUCCCAGCCAGGAGAGAGUUUUGGCUUAUGCCACACUAGGUUUGUCAUGGGGAUCGGGCAGGCCUGCCCAGGUCCCCACUCACAUUGGUCGGGUUGGCAGGGUUCCGUCAUCUCGUGUCCCCUCCCCCCACACACACACCCCAUCCCCUUUUCUGCUCUCCUCACCCGCUCUCUCACCCCUUCACUCCAGCUCCUUCCCCUCCUGCCUGCUUAAGCUUGAUGGACCUGUGGGUGAGGAAAGGAAUGGGCUCCUUAGAGAGCUGGAUGGAGGGUGGUUCUGGGGCCCGCCUGGAAACCCCUAGUCAGCUCCUAGGUUGGGAACUGGGGCCUCUUCAACAGGGUUUCUUCAAGAUCCUCUGCCUCCACUGAGUCCCCUCGGGAGGUGUGGGGGUGGGUACGGUGGCUCUGAGAUAGAGCAGGAUCCUUCCGCCCUGGGGCCUGGUCCAGUCUACCAGGCUCGCUCAGGCCACCUUUGUAGUUGACCACCGUCAGGUGCCCUAGCCCUCCCCACCCCUAAAUGACCUCCUUAUAGAAGCCCGUUUCACUUUUGGUUUUAAUCUACCUCUUAGCAAAACAAUAUAGAGAAAUUUAGGUAGUGGCAACUCCACUUGCUUAGGUUAGGGGGGGGGAAAGGUUUCUUUUUCCAAAGGAAAAAAUAUUACCUUAAAAAUACUUUCCAAAAAAUCUUAAAAAAAAAUAAAAACCAAAAAAAAUUUUUUUCUUUUAAGGGAGGGAGACAAUUUCCAAUAACCAUGGGAUUAAUUUCCUACACUGUUUUCCCCCAUGCAUAUGGUUUCCUCUUUGGCAGUUGUCACAUAUCACAUAGUGAUACAGCUUUCCCAGUGAGCUCCUUGGCUGGUCACAUCCCUACCCCAAGGAGUGCCAGUGAGACUCACCUGUGCUUCCUGUCACAACUCUGGCCAGGUGACCUGGACAUCUCAAACAGGAGCACUGGGCAGGGGUGCUUCUGGCCUCGGCAGGUGGUUAGGGAACCUUAUGUGACCACAGUUUUAUGUGAACCACUGCUUAUAAGCUCAUUGGAAAUGAAUUUAAGCAGAUUAUAAAUUUGCAUGAUGAAUAAAUACCUUUUACCACCAUUUGGAGUCUCCCUUCUCUUCAGAAAUCUUGAUUCUGUUCUCCGAAACCAGAGUUAAAUGAGAAGAGCCCAUUCCCCUCAGGCAGAUUGGGUUGAUAGGCAGUCCGAGGACAUGGCUUCCGGGGAGGGCUUUAUUUUUCUGAGUGGAUAUCUGGGAGGCAUUGGGGGGGGCCUGCUGCUUGUGACUGUUAGACUCUGUAAUUGCGACAACUUUGGGAUUGUAUUUUACCAGAACUCUGCCGGCCAUCCUGACCCUGAAUUUGAUUGUGCCUUCCUCCCUCCCUUCUCUGUUCUUGAAGCUGGGGGAGGGGCAAUGGGCUCGGACUUGGCAAGUUUGUUUAUUGAAUGGAUGAACGAACACUCCCGGGGGUCCCUUCCGGGCAAAAGCUGUUUCAGCCACAAAGCAAUCUCAUUCCACUGUUUUCAGUCUCAAAAUAAAAGGAAACUUAUAUUGAAA
This is a messenger RNA of Mus caroli (Ryukyu mouse), 8377 nucleotides long. Lineage: Eukaryota; Metazoa; Chordata; Mammalia; Rodentia; Muridae. The record is from RefSeq and is a predicted model, not a curated record.